GUGUUAUUGUUAUUUGCAUCUCGUAGAGAAUAUUUAGAAGAUCUAUUCAAUUUUUUAAGGUUAGCCUCAGGCCGAUUUUCCACUGUUCCGCGAAUGUUUGCAGCUGCUGGCUGAAAGCUGCUCCAUUUUUAUCUGGAAUUGGACGUUUUCCGAGCAUGUGAUGCAUGCAAAUUUUUAGGAACUCAAAAUUUGCGUUGUUCCGUUCUGGAAACCGAUGGCAUCCAGAUGUAUUCAAACUCUUAAUGAUCUGGACAAGAUAUCCGAUAGGAUCUACUCCAAACAUUCAAAGGGGCGUUUUCGUGCUGGUAUUGAAGCCAAAUUGAAAGCCGCGAGAGAGAAAGCCGAACGAUCGUUGCGGGAAAUCGACGAAGAAUCUCCUUCAUGCAGUUACAAGGAGACAAAUAUUUGUCGAUCUAGUAUCAGGCCAUCAAGUUCAACUCCAUCCUCCAGAACUUUUUCAACGUCUGUUUCCACUUCAUCAAGAUAUGUAACUUCAGAACGUCAAAGCAAAAUACGAAGAGAAAACGUACACAAACCUUCCUCUACAAAAUCAGCUCCAAAUGAGCAAAGAGCCAGAGCUCAGAGGAGGAAAACCAAAUCGUGUCCAAGCUGCUCAAUGGCUGACAAAACAGAGGAGGAGCAAAAAGAUUGCAGUGGCCAUCUUCCUUACACUGUGUCAUUUUUUGGCAAGUACAAUGGAAAAGACUCAGAAUAUAAACCAACUGCCUGGUUCAACCUCCCUCAAGAGACAAGCGUUGGUGUGAUUGAUACUUUUGCUUGUGAUGAGAAGAACAAGAGGCCAAUUUGUUACUCAGUGGAUAAUAAAAAAGGGGAAAGUGUGCCUAAUCUUUUGAAACAUAACCUGCCAGUGAGGGUGGGACAAAAUGGUAUUGUAAGAACUGAGAAGAAAGUGGAAUUAAUACCGGAAACUUAUGAUGGAAAUACAAAGCAAGGGAAGAAACGCACAGCUCCACUGAACUGGGAAGAGCAGCUGAAUUGGCAUAAUGCAUGUGUUGUUUCAUCAGCCUUACAGUCAGAGAAGGAUUCCUCCUCAAAGGGCUUGUAUGAAUCACAUCCAGUUAUUUUCCACCACAAGAAAGCGCAGCAAAGGAAUGUCUAUACACGAAAGGAGGAAAACUAUCUUUCACCUGCUUACAAGCUUAGUUUAGAACCACGCUGGGUAUAUCCCGAUCGAAGGAACUUAAUUUCCGCAAAAGAUAAAUGUAUUACUGCUGUGGAAAUCGAGGAUAACAGAACUGAUGAACUGGUGAAAGUCGGUAUGGAAAGUGCAGAUCGUGCAGAGCACGAUGGAAAAGAUAAUGCCGACGAGUCUGCGAAACAUAAUGAAGAGAAGGUUUCCAAAAAGGUUACCUUCGAAGAUGAAAGAGUUGUGAGAAAGAAAACAGCAAGGAAUCCAAAAGGAAAGAAUAGAGAGGAAAAUGAUAAGAGGAAAACUAAUACUGUUGAAAUAAUUUCUAAAACUGACCAAGCUGAAAAAGUUAGUUUACAGCAAAGAGUUCGUCCUAAAACUAGUCAAGGAAGAUCUGGAGGACUAGAUGAUGAAGUAAUGGCGAGCGAUAGGAAAAUGUGUCGACCGCACUCUGCUCCUCCUGCUCCACCGUCCUCUCCAAGGCUCCCGAUUGAAUCCAGAUUUUCCAGGUGUAUGCCUAUAACGAUAACGAUCCCGACACAAGGUGAUUUAACAGAAAGCAGCAGCGAGUCAAACUUAGGAAACAGAAUAAGCGUUGAACCAGAAACGCCUGCUGAAAUCAGUGUAAGUGUUAGUCCUGGGGAAAGCGAGGAAACUCUCGUUGAAAGCGAAAAGAGUCCAGCAUUUUCUGUCGACAUUACUCCAAGUUCUUCACCUGAAAAACUCAUCCCGAGGUGCGUUUCCUUCACUAAGGCUCCCAGAUCUGCGCCAGUCUCUAGAACCACACCAAGACCUGAAAAUGAAACUCUUCGAUCGAGAUCGUCCACAGCUCUUCAAAGAGAGCCAUACAGGCGGCCCUCACCCGUUGUCUUUGAAUCAGAGUCUUCUUUAGAGUUGCCCAAAGAUUUGCCCCCCGCCCAAGCCGUUGUGGCUCUAAGGAAAAAAAUUCGCGAAGAUCUUGCCCAGAAUUUCAAUGAAAAGGAGGGACUACUCAUAGUCUAG
Molecule: messenger RNA, 2152 nt
Organism: Pocillopora damicornis (cauliflower coral)
Lineage: Eukaryota; Metazoa; Cnidaria; Anthozoa; Scleractinia; Pocilloporidae
Source: RefSeq, a predicted model, not a curated record